UUCCUGAAAAUUAAGAAGAGCCGUAAACGACAAUUAAAACUAAAGGACGUGUCAAAUUUUACUUUUCACUUUCAGAUGAUUUGUCGGUAGACUUGUGAACGACCGCUUGUGAACCUAUUUUAGCUGUACUAAAGCUUCAUUAGAAUAUAGUUUGUUCGAAUGCAUCAAUCACUCAACUUAGACAACAUAUCAGACGAUGCUUUGUUUGAAUCAGGGACAGGUAGUUGGAACCUUAACUCCCAGCAGGGCAAUAUUUCCCCCCAGCAACAAACAUUAGCUGAUAGAACAAACACAAUGGAUUUACAUUUGAGGGCUAAUAAUAGAAUUGUUUCACAUACUGAACAUCAUGAUCACCAGGGACUGGGAAUUGAACAUCAGGAUCAGCAGAGGCUUGGUUUUGAAAAUCAGGAUAGACAGAGGCUUACUGGACAAUGGCAGGACAAUAGAAGGGAACAGCCUGUACUAAGACCACAGAGUCCUCCAGAAAAUCUGUUGGCUGUGUUUGAUACAAGAAAUGAUCAGCAUCAACAGGAACAUGACCCUGACAAUGGUGGAGCCAGAGCCAAGACACACAGAAAUAAAGAAAACAGAAAUAAAAAUUCUUCCAAGAAAAGAAAUGGAUUUGUUGCGAGUAAUGUUGAGAAAACUAGUGAUCUACAGUUUAGGACUAGGGACCAGACAGCGGGCUGGGAACCAAGCUUACAGUUGAAGCGAUACAGUGAUGACGAUGACGGGAAAAAUUCCGACACUACCUACAGAAAAGUUAUUAACCAAUCAAAACAAAGGAAACAGCAUAUAAAUAAAACUAUGAUGAAGAGUCAGAAUGAGGACGUACAUGGUUCAAACGAUAGUAGCAGCGACUCCUUAAUAAACGUCGCACGCAUGCCAUUACCAGCCGGUUUAGAUCCUGUGUGUAAUCCCCGUAAUAUCAGCAAUAUUUAUGUUAAAAAUACCAAUAAUUCAGAUCAGGGUGGAGACAUUGACAUUGGUAAUGACCUGGAGACUGAUUUCUAUUCGGUACAUCACAAAGAUAGUAAUAGACAAGGUAAUACGAGUCUUAAGCUUUAUGAAGACUCUAAUGUUAAACAUAUUCAUAAUAAUCUAUGGGAAGGUCAGAAUAAAGAUAAAAACAGGGGGAAUCCAAAUAUAGCUCAUAUUAGACUUGACCAGCCUGGAAAAGGUACAGUGCAGCUUGUGAAGAAUAUUGCAGACGGUGACAACACAACUGUUGUUAAGUUAGCCAAUCCAGUACCCCUUCACCGAGCAUCAUCCGACUCUGGUUUGAAUACAAGUAUCGUGGUUCCUUAUGAGUUAAGUGGUUCUGCGGAUAGCUUGAUGCAGUUGAACGGUGCAUCAGCUAGCGCCGGCUCUUCACCUCAUAAUCUGGUAUCGUCUUUCAAUAAUUCGCCCACUACUUCACUGACAAACUCAUUAAUGACAAGUCCGUUACAUUUUAGCGACAGUUUGCCAUCAAAUCUCUCAUCUAAUAUUCUUUUUGGUGAUGGUACGACUAUCUCCAAUGAUUACCUAUUGGCACAGAGGUUACAACAACAGUUUGAUCAAGAAGAUGAAGAACGUCAACGUCGACGGCGAAAUCAUAACGGUCACAUUGAAACAUCUUACGAUGCUGAUGCAGAACGUGAUUACAGUAUUUCUAACAAUCCGAAUAUUGAGAAUCGAACCCUUGACUAUAUCACUGCCAACGAAUAUCAAACAUUGAACGACAGUCUGGCGAACGAUAUAGCCCCAGUGUAUGAUGUCCGGUCUGAAGAGGCUAUUCAAGGGAGUAACAGGACUUUCUAUAUUCCCUGCGAAAAUCGUGUUUUAAAUAGAGUAGAAAAUCAGGAAGAAACUCGGGGAGAAGACGAGGGAGGAGAUAACCAGGCUGUUGAGAGAAAUAGAGCCGGGGCUAUUCCAGCGAGGGCUAGUCCAGCGACAAGGUUAACACGUCAACUUCAGAAUGAUGAGCAAUACCCAACUUUAAGCUGUCCAAGCGAGCCAUCACAUAGUCAGAGAGAACCAGUCUAUAUUCCGUAUGAUGAAGAUGCAGGAAGAAUAGUCCAGCCAGAACCAGCAUUGCUGAAUUCUUUAGUGGCUAGAGGGAGUGUUGCUAGGCAACCUUCUGAACAAUUAGAUGAUGCAGAAUAUGCUAGAAGACUCCAAGAACAACAGGAUGAAGAAUUUGCUAGAAGAUUACAGGAAGAAGAAAGUGAAGCGGAUCCACAUAUAGGACAUCACCAUGGUAACAGAGUUGCUGUUGGCAACUUUGAGCAGAACAAUACUCGUAGAAACUUUCAACCUCUACAUACAAGAUAUGGUCACACCUGGACAAAUAGACCAUUGAGAGUAGGGCCAACACUAGGUGGAGCAGCAAACAAUGUUGUAGACAGUCAUGUGCGGAGUCGGAACACAUGGGACCGUCCCCUUCAACAGAGAUCGGACAACAAUGAAUUCGGAUAUUUAGAUUCAGUCCAUAAUCUCCCUGUCAGUGAAGGAUAUGACAUUCCACCAAGUCAGGAUUAUUAUUAUCGCUAUCAGAAUGAUCCGGACUUAAUGCUUGAUGAUUAUGGAGAAGAUAGACUUGUCAGCAUAAAUCGUGAUCCACAGUUGUUAGCUACGUUGCUAAUGACAAGAGCACCUGACAUGAUGAUACCUAAUCACGUCGAUCUUAGCGACUAUGAGGCAUUAUGGGAGUUAGCGGAAAACCUCGGUGAAGUAAGGCGCGUAGGAAUGGAGGAUAGGGAUAUAUCUGUGUUACCUAUACAUACAUAUAAAACACCUUGCUCAGGUGAUAAUGAUGAUAAUAAAACUGACUGCCUGGUGUGUUUGAGUGAGUUUACGGAGGGUGAGAAGUUGAGAACUCUACCAUGUUGCCAUAUAUAUCAUGUUGACUGUAUAGAUGAAUGGCUUCGAAGAAACGCAAUAUGCCCAGUUUGUCGCCAGUCAGCUGCACAUAGAGAUUAACAUUGUUACAGGAUUAAUCUAUUUUUAGCAACACAUGUGAUCUAUUUUUAGCAUUCUAAGUGAUCUAUUUUUAGCAGCACAAUUGUUCUGCAUAGAGAAACUCAGGAACUUGGUAAAUCCCUUCUUAUCUUGAGGUACAAUAUAGAGGAUAUUUGUUUAGUUCAAUGUAAAAUCGGAAUAUAUUUCACCGUGCGCGCACCAAAAGGUAUAUUUCAUGAGUGGCGCAGCCACGAGUGAAAUAUGAACUUUUUGGUGUUCACAAGGUGAAAUAUAUUUCAAUCUUACACUAAACUAAACAAAUUUUCUUUUUAUUACAUGCAAAGAAACGUUUUAUAAAGACAUUAAACCUAAUACUGAAUGAAAAACGUCCA
Ruditapes philippinarum (Manila clam) is the source of this 3335-nucleotide messenger RNA. RefSeq lists its product as uncharacterized. The transcript has 9 exons. Gene Ontology annotation, molecular function: ubiquitin-protein transferase activity. Gene Ontology annotation, biological process: negative regulation of organ growth; protein ubiquitination. The coding region runs from base 160 to 2964 and encodes 934 amino acids. Lineage: Eukaryota; Metazoa; Mollusca; Bivalvia; Venerida; Veneridae. The record is from RefSeq and is a predicted model, not a curated record.